This is a messenger RNA of Salmo salar (Atlantic salmon), 5273 nucleotides long. RefSeq names its product potassium voltage-gated channel subfamily A member 1-like. Gene Ontology annotation, biological process: action potential; potassium ion transmembrane transport; protein homooligomerization. Gene Ontology annotation, molecular function: delayed rectifier potassium channel activity; protein binding. Gene Ontology annotation, cellular component: dendrite; voltage-gated potassium channel complex; juxtaparanode region of axon. The record is from RefSeq and is a predicted model, not a curated record. Lineage: Eukaryota; Metazoa; Chordata; Actinopteri; Salmoniformes; Salmonidae.
UCUCUUCACAUAAUCGAUUCCUCACUCUAUAAUCGAUUCCUCCCUCUAUUUAAGCACCUCCAGUCUCCAUUCCCUCUUAACAGUGUGCCGGCUCGAGGUAAAUCACAUCCCAGAAUGCCCGUCAUCUUGUCUAGGCUACUAGUAACAGGACAUUUCUGCUGAUGCGGUAAUGUCUGAAAAUGGCAAGGGUUCGCUUAUUGCCCCUUAAUGUAUCUCCCCUCUGAACGGCAGAAUAAUACUUUCUCCUGCGGUAUAAGCCGUUCAGUUCGAAGUGCCCAACCGCAAAAGCGGCUACAGACGUUGCGGCUUAUAGUUACUUUUUCUCCGUUUUUUUCCAUCUUCACGUUUCUCCUCUGACUCCCGCGUGAUUUUACAUCGAAUAUGAAGAAGAGACGACAGGAUCAAGAUGUAGACAAAUAAGACAUUUAAAUUAUCCGAGACGAACAGCUCAGACAGUGAUGCCGUGAGAGUUUUAGUCUACCAGGGCGAUCUGACGCUGCAGAGGAAAGCUCCAAUGUGUUGCGGUGGGGUGCAACGUAAAGUGUUAAUGUAUUAACACAUGACAACAACUCUCCGGAUGUCCUAGCGUUGAAUGACUGUGCUGAGUCGCGGACAAGACGCAUUCCGUCAGGAUUCCUUCACGAUCAUCCUGAGAGGCAUCAGCAGCAGCAGCAGAUGCAGCGGAGAGCAGCAAUGCUUGAGUCAGCCAGAACCGCAGUGGAGCCGCACUGAGGCAAAGCAAGUUAUACCCCCCCCUAUCUGGGGACUAGCACAAGAAAUAGGGGGAGAAGAAGAAGAGUGGAGAAGGAAAUUGUACCCUGCCAAAACCUGAAUGCCGCCUGUUCAAUCAGAUUAACCGGACAACCGGAAUUCCACAACUCCUGCUGCAACAGAGCUCCCGAAUUCGAGCUACAAGAUGACCGUAGUGGCAGGAGAUAACAUGGACGAGACCGUGGCAGUGCCGGGGCACCCGCAGGACUCGUACCCCCCCGACCACGAAGACCACGACUGCUGCGAGAGGGUGGUCAUCAACAUAGCGGGGAUGCGGUUCGAGACGCAACUCAAAACUCUCUCCCAGUUCCCCGAGACAUUGCUAGGCAACCCCAAGAAGAGGAUGCGCUACUUUGACCACCUGAGAAACGAGUAUUUCUUUGAUAGAAACCGUCCCAGUUUCGAUGCCAUCCUCUACUAUUACCAGUCUGGCGGUAGGCUGAGAAGGCCCGUCAACGUCCCGUUGGAUAUGUUCUCGGAAGAGAUCAAGUUUUAUGAGUUGGGAGUGGAUGCCAUGGAGAAAUUCCGUGAGGAUGAGGGCUUCGUCAGGGAGGAAGAACGUCCUUUACCUGAGAAGGAAUUCCAGCGUCAGAUCUGGCUGCUUUUUGAGCACCCAGAGAGCUCGGGUCCGGCCAGAGGGAUUGCUAUAGUAUCUGUUAUGGUCAUUCUGAUUUCUAUAGUCAUCUUUUGUUUAGAGACUUUACCUGACUUGAAAGAAGACCCUAGGGGUCGGUUUAAGACUGUAGGGAACCAUACUUUUUACUACAAACCAAACAUCCUAACCGAUCCCUUCUUCAUUAUUGAAACUCUUUGCAUUAUCUGGUUCUCGUUUGAGUUGUUAGUGCGUUUUUUCGCGUGUCCAAGCAAGGCGGUCUUCUCCAAAAACAUGAUGAACAUCAUUGAUAUAGUGGCCAUCAUUCCUUACUUCAUCACACUGGGCACGGAGCUGGCUGAGGACCCCGAAGACCAAGACGAGGGCAUGGGGGAGCAGGCGACAUCUCUGGCCAUCCUCAGGGUGAUCCGUCUGGUCAGAGUGUUUAGAAUCUUCAAGCUGUCGCGACACUCCAAAGGAUUGCAGAUCCUGGGACAAACCCUCAAGGCCAGUAUGCGCGAGCUCGGAUUGCUGAUCUUCUUCCUCUUCAUCGGAGUCAUCCUGUUCUCCAGCGCGGUGUAUUUCGCAGAGGCCGAGGAGAAAGGGUCGUUCUUCGGCAGCAUCCCAGAAGCCUUCUGGUGGGCCGUGGUAUCUAUGACAACUGUGGGCUAUGGGGACAUGGUGCCUGUCACUAUAGGGGGUAAGAUAGUGGGUUCCCUUUGCGCCAUAGCUGGUGUGUUGACGAUUGCGCUCCCAGUGCCUGUCAUUGUGUCCAACUUCAACUACUUCUACCACAGGGAGACCGAGGGAGAGGAGCAGGCCCAACUCUUAAACGUUAGUGAACCAAACAUUAGUGAAAGCAAUUCUAGUCGCCGUAGCUCGUCCACUGUCAGCAAAUCAGAAUACAUGGAGAUUGAUGGAGAUAUAAAUAAUAGCAUCGACAACUUUAGAGAGGCAAACCUCAGAACUGGCAAUUGCACUAUAGCCAACCAAAACUGUGUAAAUAAAAGCAAGCUGCUUACAGAUGUGUAGAAUUAGACGCCAUGGGACUUUAAUGAUGCCGUCACAUCAACUGCCGUUAACUGCCGUUAACUGCACUAGACCAUCAGGGCUGAAAGCUUCAUUCGCCUCCUAUAAGCGUUCUAGCAUUACAACAACAAACAUGCUCAGCAAUUUGAAAGUAAUUAUUACAGGGAAAAAAAGAAAAUUAAGCUGUUACUAGAGAAUAUAACAUAUAGAUAGAGUAAAUUAAUUAUUCUAAAAUGAUCCUUUAAAUAAGUAUUGAAAAAGAAAAAAGAAACAACUUCUAUUUAACACGCACAAGCAAAUGCGGGCGUCCUUGGAGGAACACUAACCAACAGCACUCAUGAGGACAUAUCUGUCUUUAUCAGACGAAGCCAGGCGUCGUAAUUAAAAUGUUAUGCAUGGAUUACAGAUAACAUUUCAGCAAGUUGCACAAUGCAUCCAGGAGAAAAUGCAUCAGAAAUACGCUCUGCUGCCUGCAGAGAGACAGAGAGAGACGCAAGUCAGCAUCUGUAGCAGUCAGACAGUGGUCGGAUCGAGCGACGCCUCGCCUGAAGUCAGAGGCUACUCCUCUACCCCUCUGUCAUCAAAGGAUUUACUAUCCAGCAAAGCGACCAGGGAAAAGACUGAUCACUGAUCUCCUGGUUUGGAUGAUGACGAGGAGGAUCUAGGAUACGGACAUCCGCAAUGCUGCUAUUUUCCAGCAGUAAGAUGCUGUAAUUAUGAUAUCACUAAGUGAUUCAAUGGGAUUUUAUCCCUUUAAAUGCAAGACAGCAGAAUUAUAUAACAAAAGAGCUUCACAUGAGCAUGUUUAGAAACUCCCCAUACAUGUUGAUAUUGGCAUGCGUGAUGAGACAUAACCUCAUAAUAAUGGAGAAAAAAAAAUAUUUUGGAUAUUUGCAUCCCCCUUAUGCCUUCAUUCGAUUCUUCCACCCCUUUAUGCUUUUGUUUCACUGAGAGUGCAGUACUGGUUUCAAAUCGUUUUUCAUUUCAAAAUGCUAAUCGUUUAGAAGAAUCUAGGGAGUGAAUGUUAAAAAUCGUAAGGGAAACAGUAACUAAACUAAGAUCAUAGCAUGAGAAAAAGCAACCUGCAUUACGGCCUAUCGACGAGAUACUGUGUAUCCUAGUAUAUCUAAUGCAUGACGUCAGUAUUCAGCUUGUUGCAGUUACAGACACUGAAUAGUGUCUAAUACUGUCAUGGAAACGAAACGUGGGCAAUUAAAAAAAAAAUCCUGAAACGUUUCUGAAAUGUGACAAAAUACAGUAUAUCCAAAACCAACUCGGGGGUUCAGAAUUAAAACGUUCUCGAUCAAAGAAGCAAAAUAAAUACCUAUUAUCAAAAAUGCAUAUUCUCAUAAAUACGCACCAAGUAUUACAGUAUUACUUCAAUAGUGCAGUGCAUGGACCUUCUUUGAACAAAGAAAAAGUAAACAUAUUAUGAGUCAUGUCUUCCAUUUCACCACUAAAUUUAGGGACGUUUGUUUAUUUUCACAAACAAAACAAUCGAAAUAGCUCUAAUUUUAAUGAAAUUAGCGUUUGUUUAAUAAAUAUUGCAAAUCAUUAUUUUGCACUUUAGUUGCUAGUGCCUUUACCCUUCUCACCAUGCAACAGGCUCAGUGAAAGUGCCUCUGUGUAUAUAGCCUACAACAUAAAUACAUGUUGAACAGAUCAGGUGCAGAAGAUCUUGUUUCCGCAUUAUGCUGUUAUUAAUGCUGUUAUUAAUGCUGUUAUUGAUGUGGAUGGUGAUGAUGGUUAUUAAUACAGUGAGAGAAUGUUCAGUGAAAACAACCAUGGAAGUCCAUUACCAACAUGACCCAUGAUUGAGUUUACCCAAGAUUCUAGAACAAGAUUCUAGAACAACUCAAGUUGUUGUCCUCAUGAUGCACUUAUGCUCUUCCUGGAACCAACCACCCUCCUGUGCUUUAUCUUUCUUCACCCAUGCACCACUUCAAAUCCAAAGGGAAUAUCCAUUGCUUUGCAUUUGCUUUGCAUUGCAUUGUUGCUAUUGAUUUAUGUGCCAUAAGUCUUGCGUGUCCACCUCAGUGAGGUUACUGCAGAACUCACUGCAGAACUGAAGCCAGACUCCUAGCCAGGCAGAGCUGCAAGCAGGCUAUAUCGAUGCAGAGCAGAGCUUACUUCUUCCACAACAUGAAAAAUUGCCUUUUAGUGGACUAGGCUGUGGUCAUCUAGGGCCAGCACUUACAAAGUGCCUCAGAGUAGGAGCGCAGAUCUAGGAUCAGGUCCCCCAUUUUCCAUGUAAUCUUAUUCAUUCUGAUCUAAAAGGCUAAUCUGAUCCUAGAGCUGCACUCCUACUCUGAGACACUUUGUGAAUACAGGCCCAGAUGCUGAAUUGUUAGAAGCACUUAAAAUAUACUCUAGCACCCUUAACCCUAUCCCUUUUCCUUCCAAGCUAUGCAUAAUCCAAAAAGAAAACAAACAAACAUUUCUAUACAGAUGUAGGAUCUUAAUUUGAUCACUCUUUUGUUGAUGAUACUUUUCCUGCGUGGCAGGAAAUGCAAACUUGUUGUGUAUUCAAGGUUUUAAAAGGCUUUUAAAGUUUGUAAUUUCUGCUUUAAAAAUGUCAGAUUUGAUUUGCCCUAAUGGAAAAUGUAUCAACCCUUACAAAAAAAUGUCCAUUAAUUAUAAUCCACAUUUCCUGUUGCUGCAAAAUUAUUUUCCUGCUGUAGAAAACUAGCUCAAAUUAAGACCCUACAUCUGUAGUAGCAGAGUAGACCAGAGCAAAUGAUAUAGACUGGCUGAUUCUCGAAAAACAUGUUAAUACAAGUGGUUUGGUUUCAAAUCAAAUCAAAUCAAAUUGUAUUGGUCACGUACACAUAUUUAGCAACGGAAGGAGAGUUGUAGGAGGUUAGUUAACACAGUGUCCAAA